Ustilaginoidea virens is the source of this 1236-nucleotide messenger RNA. RefSeq lists its product as uncharacterized. Bases 1 to 1236 code for a protein of 411 amino acids. Gene Ontology annotation, cellular component: cytosol; preribosome, small subunit precursor; nucleus. The transcript is spliced from 2 exons. The record is from RefSeq and is a predicted model, not a curated record. Gene Ontology annotation, biological process: ribosomal small subunit biogenesis; ribosomal small subunit export from nucleus. NCBI's taxonomy places the organism in Eukaryota, Fungi, Ascomycota, Sordariomycetes, Hypocreales, Clavicipitaceae.
AUGCCGCGAGGAAAGUGGAUUGACAAAAAGACUGCCCAGCACUUUACGCUGGUGCAUCGACCACAGAACGACCCGCUCAUCCACGACGAGAAUGCUCCGUCCAUGGUCUUGAAUCCGACGCAGCCGAAGCCGGGAUCCUCUAAAGUCAAGCACUUGGAUGAUUUAGCCUCCGAGUUCGGGUCAGAAGCUGCCCAGAUUCGAGAAAAUGAGGGCGAAGCUGCCGGUUACGGAGUCUACUUCGAUGACACGGAAUAUGAUUACAUGCAACAUCUGCGCGAUCUCAACACCGGCUCUGGAGAAGUUGUCUUCGUCGAAGCGACGGGCAGGAACAAGGGAAAACAAAAAGAAUCCCUAGAGGCCGCUUUGAAGAAGCUGGACUUGGAGCAAAAAUCAGGCGAUUUGUUCGAUGAUGAGGAAAUACUGCCAUCGAAGAACUUGACGCGGGUUACGUAUGAGGCCCAACAGGACGUCCCCGACUCGCUACGCGGGUUUCAACCGGACAUGGAUCCUAGGUUGCGCGAAGUUCUGGAGGCUUUAGAUGACGAGGCUUAUGUGGAUGACGAGGAUGAUGACAUUUUCAAGACCCUUACCAAGGAUGGGCAAGAAAUUGAUGAUUAUGAAUUUGACGAAGCUCAAUUCCACGGUGAAGAUGACCAAGGCUGGGAAUCCGACGAUACUGCCAAACCUACCAUUGAAUACAAAGAGGAGAUUCCGCAGCUGGUCAAGGCUCAUGACGAACCCGAGGUCGGCCCGUCGCAAGACUGGAUGAAAGACUUUAAAAAAUUCAAGAUGGAGCAAAAGUCUGGGAAAACUGCCGUCGCACCAACGCAUUCUGAGCUUCAAUCAACUUGGACUACAACUACGAACGGUGGUCGCAGAAAGAAGAGGAAGGGGGCUUUGACUGAUGCCUCAAGCUUUUCGAUGACCUCGUCAUCGUUGGUACGGACCGAGCAGCUGACCUUGCUCGAUUGCAGAUUCGACAAGAUUGAGGAGCAAUACAACGAGGACGUUGAAGCGGAUCUGGCAUCCGUCUCACAGGCAUCCACCGCCUCAACCGUGGAUGGGCCUGCGAGAAAAGAUUUUGAUGAUAUCCUUGACGAUUUCCUCGGAAGCUACACCAAACCUGGAAAGAGGACCUCUAAAAAAUCAAAGGCACAGACUGGUCUGCAACAACUAGAUGAAAUCCGCCGGGAGCUUGGACCGGCACGAAUUCGAGGUAGAAAUGUCAAGACGUAG